AAAAAAGGAAGGCUUCAAAAGUGAAGGCUGAGAAAUCAAACCAAACCCUUAAAGCCACCUUUGAUGCGUUCAAAAAGUAGAAGGCAUCCAUGCGUGAUACAGUUCUUUUUCAAAUUGGAAAGUGUAGAAAAGUGGAAAAUUUCCCUUUUGCAGGGCAGUGGGGUGGGGACGCGGGCACUCCUGGGUGCUGUGGAUUUGGGCAGCGGCUGACUUUCUCCUCUGCUACGAAAGGGAGGUCUUUCAGGGGAAGGCAGCCUUCGCUUCUUUGCUUGGGCUGUGUUUUAUUCCUCUGAGUGAAUUCUAUUUUGAGCUGAGUCACAAGUCAAGAGUGAAUACAAAUCUGAUUGACUCCGAGGACCCGAGGCUCAAAUUGAGGGAUGGGGCUUUCCCAAGUUGUAAGGGAAAAUACCUCAUUUUAGUUUUUUCUCCCAUUUAACAUAAACAUUUACUUACGUUUUGCUUUCUAGCAUCUCUUAAUAUUUCUCUUGCCUCACACUGUGUGGCUGUCCCAGCAACUGAGCGAGGCUGGAGGCGCAGGAGGACCAAGUUUGACAAAUAUCAAUACAUGAUUCUUAUAGAGGCCUUCAAAAUAGACCCUUAUCUUGGAAUUACUGUCAGAGAAGAACUGGCCAGAAAAACACAGAUUCCCGAGCCACGAAUCCAGGUUUGGUUUCAGAACCAGAGAGCUCGUGUACCGAAGGGAAGCCAGAGGAGGCCCAGCGUGGAGACAGCCUGGGCGCAGGCCGUGAUGCCAGGCUCCGGUCAGCCUGGGCUACUGGCCCCCAACUACUCCUGCCAGCAGGGCUUCCCGGGGGUCCCGAGCAAUGUGGACAGCUUCUGUUGGGAAUUGGAGGUCGCUUCGGGCCAAGCUCGUCUCUGGGGGGACGCUGGUGUCCCGGGCGCGAAUAUGGCCCCUGCCGACCUGGAGGUGGCAGCCAGCGCGCAGGGCCAGCCCUACAGAGACGUCCCGUGCUGUCCGCCCUCGGGCUCAGCGCUGCUUCCAGGUCCCACUUGCCACCAGCCUUUCCCACAGCUGGAAGCUGGCAGUGCUGGGCCUCAAGUUCGUCCGGGGGCACCGGGCCUGCCCCCCGCGCUCGGGGCGGAGCAGCAGCCGAGCUGGGGCUGGCAGCCGGGGGAGGCGCCCGGGUGCGCCGGGACCUGGGAGGAGCCCUCUCCGCUGCAGCAGCUCUGGCCGCAGCCGCAGCCGUCGCAGGGCCCCGCGGAGCGCUAGGAACAGGCUGGUUCUCCUCCUCCUGAACCCUGCCCGCGCCGGAGGCCCAGCACCCCCGCCCCAGCGGCCGCUGCGGGGUCUGCACCUCUGGGGACUGCGCAGGAAACUAGUGGAAAUGACCUCCCAGUGUCGAGCGAUGGGAGGCAGAUGAACUAACCUAGGGCUCAUCGCGAGAGUUCACAUAUGAAAACUGAAGAGGAAUAUCACGAUUUAUAUAACUGUUAUGGAAAGGCUUCCGGACAUACUUUUCAGGGAAAUGAAGUUGUUAGGGUGGGAGGGCCUCGGGGUGCAUGGGAGCUAGAGACUUGCCUUAGAUGGGAUAAAAAAGGAUAGACUUGAUAAAUUCGUCGGUCCUCCCACUUACUAACCGAGUAAACACGGAGCACUUACAAUGUACAAAGUCCACUAGAGAGAAGGGGUGCGGCAGGAUGAGGUCGGCUUUGUAGAAAUGUAUUACAUUGUAUCAGUAAAGAGCAAUGAUUUCCACUCUG
Messenger RNA from Cebus imitator (Panamanian white-faced capuchin), 1722 nucleotides. Its product is annotated as double homeobox protein 4-like protein 4. Bases 566 to 1231 code for a protein of 221 amino acids. The transcript is spliced from 2 exons. The record is from RefSeq and is a predicted model, not a curated record. Gene Ontology annotation, molecular function: DNA binding. Lineage: Eukaryota; Metazoa; Chordata; Mammalia; Primates; Cebidae.